Messenger RNA from Staurois parvus, 328 nucleotides. NCBI's taxonomy places the organism in Eukaryota, Metazoa, Chordata, Amphibia, Anura, Ranidae. The record is from the annotation of a GenBank genome assembly.
UGAGCUCCUGAGAGCGACCCAUUCUUUCACCAAUGUUUGUAGAAGCAGUCUGCAUGCCUAGGGGCUUGAUUGUAUACACCUGUGUCCAUGGAGGGGAUUGGAACACCUGAAUCACAUGAUUUGGAAGUGAUAGGAACACCAGAAUCACAUGAUAUGGAGGGGAUUGGAAUGCCUGAAUCACAUGAUUGGGAGGGGAUUGGAACACCUGAAUCACAUGAUUUGGAGGGGAUUGGAACACCUGAAUCACAUGAUUUGGAGGGGAUUGGAACACCUGAAUCACAUGAUUUGGAGGGGAUUGGAACACCUGAAUCACAUGAUAUGUAGGGGA